AUGGCUCCAGCAAAGCAAGAAGUUCGCACUGAUAAAGCCCCUGCGCCAAAACCUUUCCUGUCUCAGGCUCUGGUUUUCAAUGACAUGGUGUACACCUCAGGAGCAGUAGGCAUGAACCCUGCCACUGAAAAGCUGAUUGAGGGAACAACUGCUGAUCGCACGAAACAAUGUCUUCGUAACAUCUCUAACAUCCUAGAAGCCGCAGGGAGCUCACUGGAAAAGAUUAUCAAAGUCACAAUAUUCCUCGAUGACAUGGCCAACAUCCUGGGAUGA
Messenger RNA from Aspergillus steynii IBT 23096, 273 nucleotides. RefSeq names its product YjgF-like protein. The record is from RefSeq and is a predicted model, not a curated record. Gene Ontology annotation, cellular component: cytosol; mitochondrion. Bases 1 to 273 code for a protein of 90 amino acids. NCBI's taxonomy places the organism in Eukaryota, Fungi, Ascomycota, Eurotiomycetes, Eurotiales, Aspergillaceae. The transcript has 3 exons. Gene Ontology annotation, molecular function: deaminase activity.